AUGCGCAACUGGUUUUGCUCCAACAUAUCUCAUUCUUAGCUGGUUUCACACAGUGGGCCACUCUCUCCUCCAUGGCCUUAUAUACGAACCUUCCUCCACCCUUUCCACACAACAAAACCCUCCCUCCAAAACCAUCAAACUCUUUCAGACAUCUCAUCAAACAGUAGUAGCUAGCUUCGAAGAUGGCAAAAGUUGGAAAGCUGACGAAGCUCAAGUCAGCCAUAAAGAAAUGGCCGUCAUUCCCCAAGCUCACCCGCACCGCCAGCUCCAUAGCCGCCGCAAACGAAUCCGACGAGGCCUCGAAAGAGCUUCACGCCGUUUAUGUGGGGAAGUCCCGGCGGCGAUACCUCGUAAGGUCUGAGAUUGUGGAUCAUCCUCUCUUCCAGGAGCUGGUGGACAAGUCAGGCGAAGAUGGUACUGACGACGGGGUUGCGGUUGCUUGCGAGGUGGUGCUGUUCGAGCACUUGCUUUGGAUGCUUGAGAACGCCGAGACUCAGCUGGGUUCCAUGGAUGAGCUUGUUGAGUUCUACAGUACUUGCUGAAUUUUUAUUGUGGUGGCCGGGAUGAUGAUAAGUUGUAUGAAAGAAUGGGUGAAUGAAUGAAUUAAUUGUAAAGAUUAUAGUUAGUCGGGGUUGGUAGCAAGUAGUUGUGUUUGUAUUGUUUGGAGGCACCAUCGAUGAGGAUUGACCCAUUUCAUUUUAACGCGGAUGUUGAUGAUCAUGUUAAAGAACUUGAUUAGGCUGCUUCUUAUUAAUUGUUCAUUAAUCAUUAUAAUCGAAAUUGUCAAGCCAUUGGUUUGAUCCAUAUUAUGGUGAGCAAUCACUUUAUUUUAUUGUUUGUGUUAUUUUCUAGUUGUUUUCAAUCAAACUUUUCCCCUUUUUUUUU
Molecule: messenger RNA, 885 nt
Organism: Corylus avellana
Lineage: Eukaryota; Viridiplantae; Streptophyta; Magnoliopsida; Fagales; Betulaceae
Product: auxin-responsive protein SAUR78-like
Biological process (GO): response to auxin
Source: RefSeq, a predicted model, not a curated record